Molecule: messenger RNA, 3260 nt
Organism: Planococcus citri (citrus mealybug)
Lineage: Eukaryota; Metazoa; Arthropoda; Insecta; Hemiptera; Pseudococcidae
Exons: 3
Coding region: 379-2808 (809 amino acids)
Source: RefSeq, a predicted model, not a curated record
GAAUUUUAUGAAAAUUGAAGCGUUGAGCAAAGAAAUUUGGAUAUUUUCUUGUUUUUUUUUUUAUUAAAGUAUUUUGAAUCUGAGUUUGCUUUUGAAACGCAAACGUUAAAUUUUACCAUUUUAUUCCGUGCUCAAAACUACACAGCUUGUUCUGCACGAUUAAGUGUAAUUUUACGAUCAACGGAACGACGCCAAAGAAACUUCAACACUUCCGAGAUAUGAAAGGAGAUGGAGUUCACACUUUUUUCGGUUUCGAGUAUCAAUUAUGGACUUUCAACUGAAUAUUCAUGAGAUAGAUGCUUGAAAUCUAUUCGAAUCGAGGUUACUACGAAGAGCGCGCCAAAAUUUAUUUUUCAUAUUGGAAGAAGUUCGUUUCUCAUGGACUCCACUGUGUCGACUUCAUUCCCUCACGCACUUCAAAAUGGAAGUGUUCCGACUGUCCCGACGACCACCGCAGCUGAAGCCAUCGUUACGAAUAAAUCUACUGCUUCAAUCAUCGCACCUCCGAGUGGUAUAGUCAUGUCGAAAAAUGUUGUCUAUAAAACAAUCAAUCCAACGGUAGCAAAAUCUGACGUGAUAGCAAAUCCAGCACGUAUUGAAAUCAAACCCAGUGCUGUUCAACCGACGUUACAAAUACGUACGGAAGAUAACAAAACAAUCAUCAUUAGCGGGGCUAAAACUGUUAACGAUUUAGCGCCGAAUGUUUUACAGCAAAUUUUGAAUAAUUUGCAGAAUGUGAAACCGAAUGAGACCGUUCUGGUGAUAAACAAUACUGUUAAAAGCAAUGUUCAAAAAGAACCAGUGAAAAGUUACGAGAGUAUUGUAAACGAUGUUCUUCAAAGUGAUGUAACGCAAGCAAACGACGAUGGCUUGGAAAAUCCACCAUGCGUUGAUUCAGCAAACAAAGUAAAAGACAGUGUUAACGAUCGGAUUCCAAAUAAGCAGUUGGAAAACAAAAUUAUUGUUAACCAAAAUGACGCACAUGCUGAUGAAACAAAAACGAAAAAAUUGAAUGACGCUGAAAAAGUAAAUGAAAGUAGUAAACAUGAAGGAACGUCAAAUAAAGAAAUUGUAACGAAGAGCUUGAAAAGUGUCGUUCCUAAUGACGAAGAAAAUAUUAAUGAAAACAGCGACCGAGAACGUAAUAUGCCUACCCUGGAAAAUGAUAACCACGCAAAGGAAGUCAAUACCAGUAAUUUAGAAAAAAAUGAUAAAAAUAAACCCUCGUUAAAUAUGUUACCCGCGAAAUCGGUAUCUUCAUCUUCGCCGAAGGAAAUGCCGAGAAGUAUGUCCAAGCAGAAAAAAUUCGUGUACCGAUUAAAGUCGAAAAACGGCAGGAUUUUAAGUUAUGUUAGUGAUGUACCUAUAGUUUUGAAAAAACCAGUUAUACGUUUGGAUAAAAUGACGCAAGCAGAUGCAGAAAGAUUAUCGAAACAAUUUGCGGCGGAGAAGAAAAGACAGUUGAGAUCUAAUACGAAAUUAUUAGAUACUGGCGACGAUUUGAAUAAACCAGACGGUAAUUCGACUUCGCAAAAAUCGUAUGGAAUACGAACUCGUAAAAGACAACUAAAAUUUUUACCCGAUGGAAGACAAGUGAAGGGUAAAAAACCUAAAAGAUAUUCCAGCAGUUCUUCGUUAUCUUCCCUGAAUGACGACGAUCUCGAUAAACCAGUUGUUACAUCUGAUGAAGACUACCACGAAGAUAUUAACAUGACACCGUUGAGCUCUGAUGAUGAUGUGAAAAAUACCUCACUCAAGUCGACAAAUUCUAAAAAAUUGACUUCGCCUAGAGUGGCAGUGGGUAGGAAUUCAUCGUUUAAUAAUAAGAAAGAUAUCAAAAAUACCUCGACUCCUUCCGUUACCUUGCAAUCUAAAGUGAUUCCAAAUACGUCGCAACCGAUCCAAAUUAAGUCUGUUUCAACCGCUGCUACAAAAGUGAUUUCAAAUACGAAUUCAGUACAAAACAAGAAAACUUCAACGCCUUCUACGAAAGCGAUUCCGAAUACGAAUGCAGCUGCGAAGAAAAUCGGUUUGGAUCCUGCGGCGGUUUUCGCCACACUACUCAGAAUUCCUAUUGCUUCGCAUCAAUUGACUGUGAGACGAUUCAAACCGAAAAUUUCAUCUCAAGCCAACACAAAUAACCCAUUUAUGUUCAAAAAAAUAUUUUCUCCCGAAAUCAAUCAACUGAUUCCGACUUUGCAACGUGAUAUGGAAGGAAAUUCGAGUUCAUCUAGUCCAGGAGUUCAGCUAGGUAAACUAAUUCCUGGAAGUGCUAACCGAACGGCGAAUAUGAAACCUACUACGUUUCCCAAUAAUUAUAAUUCGUCUUCUCAAAGUACGGUAGAUCCUCCACCGCUAACUCCCAUAUCAAGAAACAGAAGCACCUUCAAGUCGCCUGUUGUACAUAAUCAUAUUUCAAAACAGUCAAUUCAAGAAAUUAUUGCUAAAUUCGAUAGUUUCACCAAUACCAGAAUUGUGAAAACGAAAGAAGGUCCUAAAAAAGCGAAACUUGAAGAAUUGAAAAAAGCCGACGAACCUAAAACCAUAUACAACAUCAUGGAAGAAAUUUUUGAUUCUUUACCGCACUGGAAUAUACACGUUAUUCCGGAAAAUAAAUCUUUUUGUUUAGCUCAAAUUUCGCUCGGUCGAAAUGGUAUUCCUGCUUUAAAGAAGAGCAUCGAAAUCAAUGCUGAAUUUAAGGCCAAAGUGUACAUUCAUCAAUUACACUGUAGGCGAUACGACGGUAUUUACGAUACUGAAAGUAAAAUAAGAAAAUUGAUCCAAGACGUUGAUAACGUAGCUGUAUGAGAUUGAUCAAUUUUACUUUGGUAUUUCUAUUCAAAUGUACAUCUGAGAUUAUUUUUCGAUGAAGUGUCGUUGGUUAUGAAUGGUUGGAUGUUAAAUCUCGCGUGCGUAGUUCAUUUACAUGUUGUACGUUUAUUUUUUAUUAUUAUUAUUUUUGGUGUAACUAUUGAUGUUGGUACUUAUUUUAAAGAUUUUUUUCAAAUGUGUUUUAUAUAUAGAAGUUUAUCGUUUGAAAUGCAUGCCCGUCUUUACUGUUUUCAUUAUUAUUUUUUUCGUUUAACUAUGAAAGUGUCUUUUUUAAUUAUGUUUUAGUAAUGGCUGAUGUUUUGUUACUGUUUCAUUAAGUAUUUUAAUUCAUCGAUUGUAAUUUUAUUAGUCAUUUUCAACUAUUUGAGAGUUUCGAUAAUCUAUCGUUUAAGUUUUUCUAUUUUGAAAAAAAAUUAUUUUCAACAAUU